Linum trigynum is the source of this 1025-nucleotide messenger RNA. The record is from the annotation of a GenBank genome assembly. Lineage: Eukaryota; Viridiplantae; Streptophyta; Magnoliopsida; Malpighiales; Linaceae.
CGCCCGUGUUUUGGACAUCGCAGAAGCCCCUUUAAUCAAGCCUCGGCAUAAAUAACACGGCCCAGGAACACGGCCGUGUUUUGGAUUUAGUCCAGCCCGUGUUUUUCUUCCUCAUUAGUUCAUCUCUCGGCAUAAAUAACACUGACGUGCUCUUUUCGUGUACACGGCCAUGCUCUUCAGGCCUCCUGCCCGUGCUUUGACCCCAGCUCGACCGAAUGACCUCUAAACGCCCCGAAUCUCAUGCUUAACCUUUCCAUCGACGUCUGGGACCUGAAAUAUGACAAAGUAGCACAACCCAGCGUAAAACGGACCAAAAAUACACGGCUACGAGCCACAAACGGAUAAGAACUAAGGGUGCAAACAUGUGCAAAUACAUCGUUAUCACAUCCUCAGAUAGAGAAGAGCUUCGAGGAUCGGUUGGCUCGGAAUGAUCAGGACCUGCUGGACGAGCGGGAGGCGUCCAAGGCGGUUCGCGAGGAGAGGGAAUGUCUCUAAGAUUCGCUUCGAAAGUCAAGUGAGAUUGAGAAGACAUUGAUGGAGGAGCAGGAUGCACUUCGCAAGGAGGUGGACGCCCUGAAUUCAGAGAAGGCGUCUUUGCUGGUAAAUCAUGAGGCAGAGGUGGAUGUUGUUCGAGCUGAAGCUAGUCCUGCCUACUUGAAGUCUGCCGAGUUUCUUGCCUAUGAUAAGGUGAAGUACAAUGAGGUAGUAGGCAACGUGGUGGGCGCCAUAAGUCACAUGUUUCGUAGGGAGCAACCUGAUGUGGCCUGGGACACUAACCGCGUGUGGGAUGCUAUCUACCAUUGGUCCUCUUUUGACGUGACAUCUGAGGCUGACGGUUCAGAGGAGGACGAGGUGGGAGAUGAGGAAGAGUCUGUUGAAGAAGGUGAUGCAGGUAGCAGGGGUUCUCAGAGUGUUGGAGACCAGAUUGAUUACUCUUUUCAAGUUUUUCUAUCUUUUGGCGGGUUUUAAGAGCCCUAGACAUUUUCCUUUGUGGAGAUUUGUUGCUAUAAAAACAUGUUGUUGGA